Molecule: messenger RNA, 1541 nt
Organism: Rhopalosiphum maidis (corn leaf aphid)
Lineage: Eukaryota; Metazoa; Arthropoda; Insecta; Hemiptera; Aphididae
Exons: 2
Coding region: 1117-1482 (121 amino acids)
Source: RefSeq, a predicted model, not a curated record
UUUGUUUUGGUCAUGUCGUUGUAACGUGCCUACCCGUGUCUGCCUCACACGCAAUAGUCCAGCGUGAUCGCUGCUGUGUUGUGUUUUACGUCCAGUUCAACGUCUUAUUCGAGCGAUACAACUCAUCGCUGACACCGACCAUCCGUCGUGUGUUCCCGUACUUACGGUCCGUUAUUAUAACGUGACGUAUAAAUGUCAGUAACAGGGUGUCGUGAGAGAAACAGCGUCAUACAUCGCUCAUGAACACUUACGCAUAUAGUCGCGUGUGCCACCCACACCCUAGACGUGAUCGUCUCGCAUCUCAAGCUGCUGUCGCUUUACUAAUUUGGAGGACCGAAAGAAUAGCCGCAGCAUUAUCCUGCAAUCGUAGACACGACGACGGUUUCCACCGAAGCGGUCAUUGCAGAUAUAACAUGCAACGAAGGCGAAACCAAACCGCUACAAAAGGAUGAGGAACAGGUGAACCGGAUGUCUACCAACCGCAAAUUGCAAAACCCGGUGUGGGAGGCCAUUACCGCCGAGGCUGGGCAGAUAGGUUGGUGGACUUCCAGCGAUCACAAAAGCUGGCACAACAGCCGGAACAAUUGACGGAAAGCGAACAUUUUAACGAUGCGGCGAACCUAGAUCCCACUAGCUGUUCGUCCGAACCAACGCCAGCGGUAAAGAUUAAAACGGACGUGCAUCGGACGCGGUUACGAAAAAUUAUCUGAAGCUGAAAGAGAAGAGAAAGGCCAGGAGGCAAUUGGCUAACGAGCAGCAACGCCAGUUAGCCAUGCUGCUUGAACCAAUUUUGGACCUGGAGGCUUCGGUGGUGAUGGACCUACUGGCCAACGAGCCAGUACAAGCCAGCACCGAGAAAAAUAAAACGUGUUAAGCGUUAGACACGGAGCCGAAUGUGCUUAAAGCACAAGCUAAUCGCCAAUUGGCAAGAAGUGAUGAUCAACAUUUUGACGAACCGGUGAACUCAGGUCUCACUAGCUGUUCGUCCGAACUAACGCCAGCGGUAAAGAUUAAAACGGACGUGCAUCGGACGCGGUUACGAAAAAUUAUCUGAAACUGAAAGAGAAGAAAAAGGCCAGGAGGCAAUUGGCUAACGAGCAGCAACGCCAGUUAGCCAUGCUGCUUGAACCAAUUUUGGACCUGGAGGCUUCGGUGGUGAUGGACCUACUGGCCAAUGAGCCAGUACAAGCCAGCACCGAGAAAAAUAAAACGUGUGAAGCGUUAAACACGGAGCCGAAUGUGCUUAAAGCACAAGCUAAUCGCCAAUUGCCAAGAAGUGAUGAUCAACAUUUUAUCGAAGCCUUGAACCCUUCUGAAUAUAGAACCCUACCGUCCGAAAAUGAAAGAAAUACACUAUACUUCGUUUGGGCGGAUGAAGUAGACAAAUAUUUACAAGAUCAAACAAUGAAACAACUUAUAAAGAAACAUGGAACGUCCUACACUAAUUGUGUUCGUGCACGUUGUGUUAAAUUAUCUUUAUAAUUGUAAAUUAUUACUGUUGUAAUAAAAUUGUUUCUGUGAAUAAAAUUUAUAUUAAGAUA